AUGUCUACUGAACAAUUCGUCCUCCCUGAUCUCCUCGAGUCGUGCCCUUUGAAGGACGCAACAAACCCUUACUACAAAGAGGCGGCGGCAGAGUCAAGGGCCUGGAUCAACGGCUACGACAUCUUCACAGAUAGAAAGCGAGCCGAGUUUAUUCAAGGUCAAAAUGAACUGCUUUGCUCACACGUCUACUGGUACGCUGGACGCGAGCAAUUGCGAACGACCUGCGACUUCGUCAACCUGUUGUUUGUGGUAGAUGAAGUUAGCGACGAGCAAAAUGGAAAGGGUGCCCGGGAAACCGGACAAGUGUUUUUCAAAGCCAUGAAAUAUCCUGACUGGGACGACGGCUCUAUCCUUGCUAAGGUCACGAAAGAAUUCAUGGCUCGCUUCACCCGCCUAGCCGGUCCCAGAAACACAAAACGCUUUAUUGAUCUUUGCGAGUCAUACACGGCCUGUGUGGGAGAGGAGGCCGAGCUUCGAGAACGUUCUGAGCUCCUAGACCUUGCUUCAUACAUCCCCCUUCGUCGACAAAACAGCGCCGUUCUCCUCUGCUUCGCUCUUGUGGAAUAUAUCCUGGGCAUCGACUUGGCCGAUGAGGUCUACGAAGACGAGAUGUUCAUGAAGGCAUACUGGGCCGCCUGUGAUCAAGUCUGCUGGGCCAAUGAUAUCUACUCCUACGAUAUGGAGCAAUCCAAAGGCCUAGCCGGCAAUAACAUCGUCAGCAUAUUGAUGAACGAAAACGGAACGAACCUGCAAGAGACCGCGGAUUACAUUGGCGAGCGCUGCGGCGAAUUUGUCUCUGACUACAUUUCUGCAAAAAGCCAGAUUUCACCGUCUCUGGGUCCAGAGGCCUUGCAGUUCAUCGACUUUGUUGGCUAUUGGAUGAUUGGUAACAUUGAAUGGUGCUUCGAGACUCCCAGAUAUUUUGGAUCAAGGCAUCUUGAGAUCAAAGAGACCAGAGUGGUUCAUCUCAGGCCAAAAGAGGUCCCAGAAGGUCUUUCGUCCGAGGACUGCAUUGAGUCCGACGAUGAGUGA
Molecule: messenger RNA, 1032 nt
Organism: Psilocybe cubensis
Lineage: Eukaryota; Fungi; Basidiomycota; Agaricomycetes; Agaricales; Agrocybaceae
Exons: 5
Coding region: 1-1032 (343 amino acids)
Source: RefSeq, a predicted model, not a curated record